Molecule: messenger RNA, 2078 nt
Organism: Haliotis rufescens (red abalone)
Lineage: Eukaryota; Metazoa; Mollusca; Gastropoda; Lepetellida; Haliotidae
Exons: 5
Coding region: 95-1243 (382 amino acids)
Source: RefSeq, a predicted model, not a curated record
CUGGCACUUAUCAGUGUGCACACUGCACAUUCUCAAUGUUUUUCAACCUAGUUUAACAAACGUAACUGGGGUUUAAUAGCUCGCCUCACUGGCUAUGAAACGAUCGGGUUUUGUUGGCAACUGCAGCUACAUACAUUUAAACAACGUUCGUUCUGCCGUCAAGUACAUUUCUGGUUCACCGCAAGCAAUUCAAUUUGAGACGAUGUCGGAUUACCACAAGAAGAUGAUGAACCAUUUCGGCGCCAGUGGUGUCAUGUUAAACCUGUCCCUGGCAAAGGAGUUGGGCGUCGUGCAGAUACUGGUGGAAGCGCAAAGCCCACUCACCUCACAGCAGGUGGCUGACAAACUGAACCUCAGAGAAAGGUAUGUGCGUGAGAUCCUGGGUUCUCUGGCUGUCGGGGAGGUCAUCAGCGUGGACGACUCCUCCACCCAGUUCCAUGUUCCAGAUGACCGCAAGGGCACAUUCAAAGCAAUAUCUGUGCUUUCCAGGGUUUUGCCACCGAUGGGUUUGAGACAUGCCAGUGUCAAGGAAUGUGCUCAACUACGGAACCCUGGUGGAAUUGUCUACAGUCAAACCCCUCAGAUUUUUGACGUAAUGAAAGAGAUUUUGGUCGAAGUCAAGAAAGAUAUGAUUGAUACAGACAUCCUGUCUGCCGUUCCUCUGAUGCUGCCAAAAUUAGAAUCCGGUAUCAAGGUUGCGGAAUUUGGCUGUGCAACAGGGAUCAUUUCAAACAAAUUAGCUUCGCGAUUCAAGAACAGCACCUUCCUUGGUUCUGAUGUAGCAAGCGAGCCGUUGGUUCAAGCCAGAGAGGAAGCAAAGAACCAGGGCCUACAGAAUGUCACUUAUGACACACACAAUAUUGAAACCAUAACUGAAACCUACAAGGAGAGGUUUGAUUGGAUACUAACCCGUGAUGUGAUUCAUGACUUAACAUAUCCACAGAAAGCCUUAAACGAGAUUUACCGGUGUCUGAAACCAGGGGGUAUUUACAGCAUGAUUGAUGUGGGAAUAGAGGGAGGCAUAACUGGCAACAUUGCCAAUGGUUCAGCUAUGUUCUACUACUCUGUGAGCACAUUUAUGUGUAUUCCAGAGAGCUUCCGCAAGCCUGACUCUGCAGCACUUGGGCCUACAUGGGGUGCACCUUUAGCAAGAGAGAUGAUUGCCAAAGCUGGUUUCACCAUCAUUAACGAGUCUGUGAGUCGCACAGACGAGCAAGAGAUACACUUUGUCUGUCAGAAGUAGAUUUCCAUUGCAUUGUACAUUGUGUUUCACCCAUGGGAUACACAUGACAUACAUCCAAAAUACUUUGAGCUAUUUAUGGGAAAAUAAUCAACAUCUGAACAGUGCUUUUUAUAAUAUGCAAACCUGAAUGUAAUAUUGUGUGGCGUAAUCGGAAUUGUUGUAUCAGAAUAAUUGAAUAUGUUGUAGAUCUGAGAAAAAAUUUCAACUCAACAGACCAAAAAUACAAACUUAAUUAAUCAAUUAUAAAACUCUGUUUUACCUAGGAAGGUAUGCUAUUCACAUGUCAUGUUACACCUAAUUUUGUAAUUAAAAAAUACUUCAAUAGAAAAUGUAGCCAUAUAUAUACUUAAUUAAGCAUUACAUAACUUUAUAGCCAUAUCAUUCAUACAACUCUCUUGGUAGUUAUAUUUUCAAACAUGGAAUCAGUAAUCAGAUAGGAUGUACUACAUCUUACUAAGUAAUAUACGGUAUAUUAUCCAGUGUGAAUGCUCUCUUACUAAUUAAAAUACGGUAUUUACUUCUCAGUGCCCUUGAUCUAGCAUUUCCAAACCAAACUCAAAUCAGUCCCGAAGAGUUGUUUCCAGUUAAGACGCGUUGACUGCCUGUCGACGCCUCCACAGAGCAGCGAUUACAAAGCUAGAGCAUGGCUAAACAUCAAAGGAGAUUUGGCUGAUGUGUGACUAAUAUUUGUCUGUGUGAAGCUACGACCUACCCUCGAUGUAUAUUCCUGUAUAUGUUUCACACACUGCCGUUUGGAUUAGAUAUAGCUUGUCAUGUCAAACUCCUAUUUCUAGUUCGAUGUCAAUUAUAUAAGGCAAUAAAUUUACGGUACGUU